Pelagomonas calceolata is the source of this 1462-nucleotide messenger RNA. The record is from the annotation of a GenBank genome assembly. NCBI's taxonomy places the organism in Eukaryota, Pelagophyceae, Pelagomonadales, Pelagomonadaceae.
CGUCACCGAGCGCAGCAGCCAAAAAUCACUCUCCUGCGGGCGCACAAUUACCGAAUCACAAAUUCGCGAACGCAGGACAACCCAGCGAACAACCCACGAGCCAACGAGAACGCAACUCGUGACGCCGACGCCAAAAGUGGCACAGCAAGGCUGCAGCGUUUUGUCGCCCAUACGUACGCGGUUCGCCGGACGCCUGUAAAGCGGAACGUAACACAAAAAACAUGGCCUCGACGAUCACCUACGAGGUGCGCGUCCUGCGCCACGUCCUCGAGAGCUGCGACUGGCUCGCGUCGCGCGGGCGCGACGGCCUCGCGAAGCUCAAGGAGAUGGCGCGGGAGACGAAGUGGCACGACGGCGACGCGCGCCACGAGCGCGUCGCGCUGCCCGAGAACUGGAGCCGCGCGAUCCCGCUCCACGGCGCCGUCAUGAACGGCCACUACCAAUCGACCUUGCCUUACUUGGUCGAGACGCUCGGCGCGCCGGUGGGCGGCGUCUGCCCGCGCGACGGCAACACGCCCUGCCACACGGCGGUCGUCUGGGGCCAUUUACACGUCGUCGCUUAUUUAUUAGCAAGGGGCGCGAGGCACGACGCCAAAAACGACCACGGUUUUGAUCUGGCGGCGCUGGCGCGACGGCGCCAGGAGCGCCUCGAGCGGGGCUCGGACAUCGAUCGAGCGUACUACACGCGGAACGGCGUGCCGCUGCAGGCCCUGAUCGAGGAGGGCGCGCGGCUGACGCGACUGCUCGAGGGCGUCGCGCGGGCGGGCGGCUGGGACGCCUGGGCGCGGCCGCGCGCGACGCGGAGCAAGGUCGUCGCCGUGGCGGCGCCCUGGCUCCGGGCGAACGGACUGCGGCGCGACCUCGCGGCGCUCCGCGCGAACUGCAAAGGGAUGGAGAAAUUGGAGGUCGUGCCGGAGAAGCCGCGGCGGCGGCGGCGCGAACGGAGGGACAAGGUCGACAAGCGCAUGGCGCUGGCCGGCCCCGCGGCCGUGGCGGCGGCGCGCGCGGCCGUCGCCGCGGCGGACCCUUCGCUGCCGGACGCGCUCUUCAAGGCGGAUCUCGGCGGCGAGCAGUUCGCGCGCGCGCUGCGCUGGCUCGGCGCGGCGACCGUCGACGACGCGCGGGAUUUAGAUAGGACGGAGGUCGCGCGCGUCGACGGCCUGACGAGUGCCGAGCGGCGCAAGCUGUGGCUGUUUGUCGCGGGUGCCAUAUCGAAGCGCGACGACGCCGUCGCGGCGGCCGAGCGCGCGGCCCUCGAGGACGCGGCCGAGCCGCCGCCGCCGGUUCGCGUCGACGCAAAGGUCGCGCUGGCGCUGCUGGAGGCGAUGCCCGAGGGGCCCGUGAGCGUCAUCGCCCGCUUUGCCUACGCCGCAAGGGUGCCGGUGAUCGACACACGGCCGGUCACGGACGAUGCGGUGCUCGCCGCGGUGCGAAUAAUGAAGAUGUAAAUUAUGGAUGAAAC